Molecule: messenger RNA, 789 nt
Organism: Tripterygium wilfordii
Lineage: Eukaryota; Viridiplantae; Streptophyta; Magnoliopsida; Celastrales; Celastraceae
Product: BAHD acyltransferase BIA1-like
Exons: 2
Coding region: 1-789 (262 amino acids)
Source: RefSeq, a predicted model, not a curated record
AUGGCGCGAGAAGGAGCAGCUCUAUCUCCUGAUUUUAGCUCCUCAUAUAUCUUUCCUCAAAACAAUGCAUUCCCGCAAGAUCUAACUGGCUCGGCUUUAAGGAAUCGAUUCUAUCAAGAAAAGGGCAUCUUUGUCGGAAGGAGGUUCGUGUUUGAAGGACCAGUGAUAAGUAAUCUUAAGGCCAAAUCAACAAGAUUAGGCAUGCUGAAGCCAACACGAGUAGUGGCAAAAUCUGCUGCCAAGAAGAAAUCAGCUUUGUUAUUAACUUCGGUGAACUUGCGACGAAGGGCUGAGCCAAAACUCCCAGAAACAACCGUGGGAAAUAUACUUUCGAUUGUGGCGAUAGUAGCAAAUAGUGAAGAAACGGAUGCGCGUAGUUUUGUGUCCCGGACGAGAGAAACAUUAUCCACAAUGAAUGGUGAUUUUGUCAAGAGCCUUCAAGGGGAGCAUGGAUUGCAGUCUCUUUGUGAAUAUUUGAGGAGGCAUGGGGAAUCACAUUCAAAGGGGAUCUCCAAUGGAGAUGAAAUAAUCGUGGUUAAUAGCUGGUGUAACGCAGGCAGUUACAGUAUUGACUUUGGUUGGGGGAAGCCGUUAUGGUUCCCAGCUAUUGUUUCUGCCCUAGGGAUUUCUGGAUCUGUAAUUCAGCUCGUGGAUACAAGAAGCGGUAAUGGAAUAGAAGCAUGGGUGUCACUGGAUGAAGAAAUCAUGGGUGUUGUAGAACAUGACAAGGAACUCCUCUCAGUAGCCUCAGUCGAUCCUAGUCCUUUUGAAAUUGAUUCGCUCAAGUAA